CCUUCCUAUCCUCACUGGGACGGACACCUGCAAACCGGACACCCACCCACCCACCAGUACAGUAAGUAGUAGCCGUGCGUGUGGCGUGGUGAGCCCCAUCUUCCCAAAUCCCGCCAGUCAGUCAGUACCUCCGACAUUUCCCUCCCUGUGAUCGGUGCGACUUUUCUCUCUCUGUUCUUAUUCUGUUCCUUCUUGGAUCAUAUACCGUGGCAGCCCACCUGCUUGCUACCUGCCCUCUCCCCAGGAUCGAUUCGGCGAGAGAUUGACCGGUUUAAGGAAGUAAAGGAGACUGCGCAAGAGUUCGAGAAACUGGAACGGAUGAUGCAUGUUUCUCCCCCGCGAGCUGCGCGACCGAUUGACCCCUGACCUCUAUUCGACUUGACGAUUGAAGAACCGACAGUGACGACGAAGACGACGACACUGAUACCGACACCUAUGCUCCGCGACGACUGAGCCUGCGCUCUCGAUCUCUCCUCCCGGCUCCUACAAGAUCUUGAGGUUGCGAUUAAAUACCUGCGAUUCCCACGUUUGCGGACCCCCACGCAGUGUGGCGACGAGGCUCUGCCUCCUACCUGGUGAGCCGGGCCGCAUUUUUUCUGGUUCUGUUAGCUUCGAUUUCUGCCUUGAGGCGCACUUGUUCGUGGUGGAGCUGAGCGAUCUUGUGGGUGUGUUGCUGUUGGUUGGCGUUGGUGACGUUGGAGGAAGGGUUCCCAGGGACCGUAUAAGACAUACUGGUCAACCCUGAUUUUCUGUCUCUUUGUUUUCGGCUUUUGAAUAGGGCGACGUCGCCAACACGAUUGUUGCGAGGAAGUGCAGGAGGCGGAUUAUGUGUAUACGGGCGCUAAAUACUGACAUAAACUCGCAGGUGCUGACAUCUACACAUCAUGGACCGCCAAUACUCAUCUCGUCCCCCUUCCGCCACCUCAAUGGACGGCCCUCGCGACGACCCGCGGUCAUGCUCGGAGCGCUUUACACUCCCACCCCUCGAAUACUCUUCCGACCGCCCCAUGUCAAAUAACAUCAGAUACCCGCCCUCCAGCCCCAUCGUCCCUUCGCUUCAGAACCAACAAAACCAACACCCAUACCCAUACCCAUACCCAUACGCGCCUCAAGAUCUACAGCCGCCCAUGCACCCGCAAGAUCAACAGGUGAAAUCUACCCCCCUCCAACCAGGCACCGGCUCGGUCUACCACUUUGGCCGACAGACCACUGAGACGAGGCAGGUGCGCAAGAUCGGCCAGCGCCGCGAUGCCGCAGAGGAGUACUGCAAACUACUUGGUAGUAACAACGGCAGACACACUGGCAGCGAGCCAACGAGCAGACCGCCGCCGCCGCAACACCAGCAAAGUCGACCCCUCUCGCAACAGUCGUCGCCAACGUUCGGACCACCAAGGCCGAUGCAGGAUCCGUAUGGCGUGCAGGGCGGUCCUAGCAACCGCAUCAACAAUCAGAGUGAUCCAAACAACCACCAUGUGCAGCUUCCCCGCUCGCCGUCGCCGCAGUCGCGAGAUCUACGGAAGAGACCGUCGACAGGGACUCUGCCGAAGCCGAAGGAACAGAAGCUGCGGGACUCGAGCGGAAUUGGGAUUGCAGAUCUGAUCAGGCUGGAUAGUUCGAAACCACAACCGACGUACACGCUGCACAUGCGGCAACAACCCCUCGCAGCGCGUGCAUGCGGCUUCGGCGAACGAGACCGCCGCGUCGUGGACCCGCCUCCUAUCCUUGAACUGCGCAUCACCCCGCCCCCGCCACCACCGCUAUCAUCCGCCCCCGUGCCCGGCGCCAUGUCGGACUUUGACGAAAUGGCCCGGCGUCUACGUUACCCAUACUACGUGAUACAUUGCUCGCUAUGGGACGCGUCACGCGACAUCGACAGUGGGGCCAUGGAAGGCGACGGCAGCGUAGGCGGCGGGGAGCGUCGCAACCAGCAGCGUCGGCUAAUGGGGACGCUGGUCGCUAGCCCAUUUGUGGGCAAAGACGAACGCGGGGUCGAGGGGUGUUUUUUCUGCUUCCCGGACCUGUCAUGUCGGACCACCGGGCAGUAUCGGUUGAAGUUCGUGUUGAUGGUGUUGGAUCCCAAUACGAUGAAGAUGGGAACAAAAGUGCCGUAUAGUGCCAGCGUGACGAGUGGGGUGGUGACGGUGUUUGCGGCGAAGGAUUUCCCGGGAAUGCAAGCGAGUACGGCGUUGACGCGACGGCUGAAGGAGCAAGGUUGUUUGAUCUCGGUGAAGAAAGGGAUUGAGAAGAUUGGAGAGAGGGGCGGGGAAAGUGAAGAUGAAGGGGCGGGAAGUAAAAGGUGAAGUGGGAGGUUUUGUGUAGAAAGUGGUCAUUGUCUUGGGGAUUCUAUUCAUUAUGCGCGGCUACUAUGCUACUCAGAGUGAGGCAGGGCGGUUACAACAGGAUUUUUUGGAGGGACGCACAGAACCCGGUUUUGACUUCCUCAUACUUUUAUUCUCUCUGGAGAGGCAUCGUUUGUUUUGUCCGUGUGUUUUUUUAUUUCCGCUUUGGGAGGCGUUGGGGGUGGGUGGGUAUAAACUGUUUUACAUAUGGCAAAUUGGAUGGGACGAGCAAGGAAGUAUACGCAGUUUAUGAAAGAAAUGAGGGGAGGAGGUAGUCAAGUAUGGUACGGCAUCUGUCUUCUGUUCUGGUGGGAAGGAGGGUGGGGGAUGUGUGUUCAUGCAUUUAUAUUGGGAUAUGUCUCAUGCAGGCCGAAAGAGAUAGCUGCAGGUAGAGAGCGGAGUGGAGAUGGUGUAUAUAGACUGAGAAUCCUAGACGAGAUAUCCUCAAAUGAAUUAUCUCUGUGGC
Messenger RNA from Pseudogymnoascus destructans, 2805 nucleotides. RefSeq lists its product as uncharacterized. The transcript has 2 exons. The record is from RefSeq and is a predicted model, not a curated record. Lineage: Eukaryota; Fungi; Ascomycota; Leotiomycetes; Thelebolales; Thelebolaceae. The coding region runs from base 885 to 2300 and encodes 471 amino acids.